Molecule: messenger RNA, 1571 nt
Organism: Stylophora pistillata
Lineage: Eukaryota; Metazoa; Cnidaria; Anthozoa; Scleractinia; Pocilloporidae
Product: putative cytosolic Fe-S cluster assembly factor v1g210509
Source: RefSeq, a predicted model, not a curated record
GCAUUUCUCAAAAAUCUAGUCAACAAGAGUUUGUUCGCAGAUUAAAGGGACGGCGGUCUGGAGAGAAAGAGUCUAUACCCAUGCUAGCAUCAGCUUGCCCUGGUUGGGUUUGUUAUGCUGAGAAGACUCAUGGUAGCUAUAUUUUGCCCUUCAUCAGCACAACAAAAUCUCCACAGCAGAUCAUGGGUUCCCUAAUCAAAGAUCACUAUGGAAAAUCACUGGGGAAAAGACCAGAUGAAGUCUAUCAUGUGACCAUAAUGCCAUGUUAUGACAAAAAGCUUGAAGCUUCCAGAGAAGACUUUUAUAAUGAUAUAUACAGAACAAGAGAUGUGGAUUGUGUUAUUUCAACAAUUGAACUGGAGAAAAUGUUUGAAGAAAAGAGGGUGAACUUUGCUGAGCUCGAGAAUGCUGAACUGGACCAGUUGUUUUCAAGUGUUGAUCAAGAAGAACUUGUAGGCCAUUCUGGGGGUGGCUCGGGUGGCUUUCUAGAGAACAUCUUUACUUACGCUGCCAAGGAGUUGUAUGGUCAGACUGUUGACAACAUAACUUACAAGACUCUAAGAAACAAGGACUUUAAGGAAGUGACCUUGCAGGUGGAUGGUCAAGAAGUCCUUAAAUUUGCAGCAGCUUACGGUUUUCGGAAUAUCCAGAAUCUUGUUCAGAAAAUAAAGCGUGGAAAGUCUCCAUAUCAUUUUGUGGAAGUCAUGGCAUGCCCUGCGGGCUGUCUCAACGGAGGUGGUCAGAUAAGGCCUGGGGAUGGAGAAACGUCAAAAGAGCUAAUAGGCAGACUGGAUGAACUCUACAAUUCACUGAGAUCAAGAAAGCCGAGUGAAAACCCAGCGGUAGAAAAGUUAUACAAAGAGUGGCUCGGUGGAGAAUCUUCUCAAAAGGCAAAAGAGAUGCUUCACACCAACUAUCACGAGGUGGAAAAACUGAACACAGCACUGAACAUAAAGUGGUGACGCGCUCUUGACAUGAAAUGUCGUCCAAGCGGUAAAUCACAUGGGAUCAUACUGAGCCAAUCAGGACCAAGGUUAUUAGUUUGUCCAAUUAAAAGACCAACGGCUGACUUUCGUCAAUGAAUUGCUAUGCUGGUUAACCUCUGGAGGUUCGAUAAUCAAAAAUGAUUAGGUGACAUGGUGACUGUAGAAUGACGCUAUGCCAUUCAAGAUGGUCAAAUUAUACAACAAUGAGAAUCGUAAAAUGGUUUCGACACGAUUUGAGGGAACUUGGUAUCGUUUGCAAAACCUAUUUCCUCUAAUAGAAGUCAGGUUGCAUCAGCGUCGUUUUUAAAGCGGAGCCGGGGGGACUAUUUAAACGAGUGUGAAUACUCUAAAUUUAAGAAUACUUUUUAAUGUAGGAAAUGUAUUAGAAUAUCAAAAGAACGCACAUGUCACGGUUAUCUUUCGAUUUUGAAGGACUCGUAAUUGUAAUUUGGUAGUGUUUAUUUCCAUUUUGUUCAUAUCUAAACUUCUUGAACUUAACUCAACAUAUCUCUUGGAAUCUCACUCUUCGAUUCCAAUGAAAAAACAGUUCGCUUACUUUGAAUAAAGUUCCUUCAACUGCUCUAA